Penicillium malachiteum is the source of this 615-nucleotide messenger RNA. RefSeq names its product SRPBCC domain-containing protein. The coding region runs from base 1 to 615 and encodes 204 amino acids. The transcript is spliced from 3 exons. The record is from RefSeq and is a predicted model, not a curated record. Lineage: Eukaryota; Fungi; Ascomycota; Eurotiomycetes; Eurotiales; Aspergillaceae.
AUGUUUUUCGAGCGAUCAUCGGGGUGGGGACAUGAUAUGCACUACCAGUGGCUUACUCGCACGCACCACAUGGCCUCCCUUGAUCAUAACUUCUCUGCGUCACCCCUUUCUUCCUUUAUUUCUCACUCAUUCUUACCUUCUCAGUGUCAAGAAACCAUGCCUUUCAACGAGACCAAGAUCGAGAUCGCUGCGCCGCCUGCCAGGGUGCGAGAAAUUCUGUUAGAUUUCUCAGCUUACGCCGAAUGGCACACGGAAUGGAUAAAGGGAAUUGAGAUUCAAGAGAAGGAAAAAACCAGCGCAUCUCUUACUACAGGAGACAAGUUGCAGGUCAACAUCGAAGGGUGUAACUUUGUUGCAGACAUCCUGGUAGGCUCAAUACCAAUGAAAACACAGAGAAUCUAUUCUCAUGGCAGGGUCCCCCCAGUAUUCACGAUCGCUGGGUUGCAUACAUUUCAUAUUGAGCCUACGGAAGACGGUACAGGCACUAUAUUCACUCAGUCAGAGACAUCGAAGGGAUUGAUGUCUUUCCUUCUUAGUCCCUCGAUACUUGGAAAGAAGUUGCGAGCGGACUAUGAAGUCUUCAAUCGGGAUUUGAAAGCCCGCGCAGAGGCUUAA